Messenger RNA from Psylliodes chrysocephalus, 2212 nucleotides. The record is from the annotation of a GenBank genome assembly. Lineage: Eukaryota; Metazoa; Arthropoda; Insecta; Coleoptera; Chrysomelidae.
UUGUUGUCUUGCAAACGUGUAACAAAUGUCGAUCCACAUAGCAAAGAUUCAGUGUGACUGAAAAAUUGCAAAAAUGAAACUAACGGUAUUAAGAUGAAUUUCGUGUCGUUUGUGUCCUUCUUCACAUUUCUAUUUAAUAUUAACGUAUAUUGUCAGGACGAUGAUGGUCCGUACCGUGGAAAAUUCCUAGGAAAACUUAACUCUUACCACCAUCAAGUUGCUGGAGACGUUUAUGCCGUUAACGAUUGGACUCUACUCAUAACUUCCUUUAGCUACGACGGAAAUGGAGCAGACACGUUCUUUUGGGCGGGUGCAGCCAAUAGACCAGGUCCUCAAGGAUUUAUCGUCCCAGAUUCAAAUGGAAAGACAAACGUUCUAGAACGCUAUUUCAACAAAGACUUCACCUUGAUUCUCCCAGAUAAGAAAAAAAUUACCGAUAUCAAAUGGUUCGCCAUCUAUGACAUUUGGAGUCAAAAUACUUUUGGCGAUAUUUAUAUCCCAGAGGGAUUCGAACCGCCAACCAUUCAAAAAAUAUCCACAUUAGUUGGAAAAGUUAAUGGUAUAACUACGGAGUCGGUUGACAUUUUGGAUGCCAAACGCAUAAGACUGAAUCAAUUUACGUACGAUGGAAAAGCAAAGAAGGCGUUCUUUUGGGUUGGUGUUGGAGCGCAGCCUGUUUCUAAAGGUUUUAUAGUUCCUGAUGAAUAUGGGUACCUGGAUCCUUUGAGAUCAUACAAAAAUUUAACUAUUAUAUUGGAACUACCUGGAGACAAAACAAUAUUUGAAAUAGACUGGUUUAGUAUUUUUGAUCACGAAACCAAACAAAAUUUAGCGUCAGUAAUUAUACCUGAAGCUUUAAAUGUUCCUCCAUCUUUAAUAAAAAUAAUUCCUCAUAAAAACGAUUUACCAAAUUGUCUGCAACUUCACAAAGACUUUCAAGUAUCUUGGGAAAUUUUCGGCCCUGCAAUUACGAUUCAGUUAGCAGGCCAAGUAGGAGAAGAUGAGUACAUGUCUUUUGGUAUAUCUGGAUCAAGUGAUAAAAGCCAAAUGAUUGGAGCUGAUGUAGCAGUAGCGUAUAUUGAUGGAUUUAGAGGAUUUGCAAAUGAUUAUAACAUUACAGCUCUCACACCGUGUGUCAAAGUUUUGGGCCAAUACAAAGGAGUAUGUAAAGAUGAAGUAGUAGGAGGCCAAGAUAGUAAUCAAAUGAACACAGCCGUUAGAGAGAAUGGUAUAAAUAUAAUUACAUAUAGGAGAUCGCUAAUUUCUCCUGACCCUGGUGAUAAGGAAUUUCCUGCAGAAGGUUUCAUAUAUGCCAUCUGGGGAAUAGGAAAAUUAGAUGAAAUGAAAGAACCAGCUUUCCAUGACUUAUAUUCGAAGACUGAUAUUAAAAUUGAAUUAAAUCCAAAAGAACCACAAAAUAACUGCCUUUCGUUUACAAGAUCCAAAUUAGAACCAAGGGAGCCGUGGAAAAAAGGACAAAUAUUUGAUAAAACAAUUAGAAUUUUCAAUUCUUAUAUCGGCCCUUCGGGUGGAAAAAAGGGAUAUCAGGCUAUAACAGGUCAUCCAUCUACUGCUUUGGCAUGGUACAUCAACGGAAUGAUAUCUCCAGAAAUAUGGCUCCGAAGAGGUUUAUCUUACGCCUUCAAGGUAUAUGGAGGUAAUAACCCUCAUAGCGCUGAAUACUACCAUCCUUUAAUUAUAACUGAUGAACCCCAUGGUGGCUUCGACCGACUGACAGACGAGGCUCAAUCCAAAAUAAGAGUUUUGGUCGGUGUAGAAUAUUCUAGGAGAGGAAGACCUAGGCCAACAACUUCCGGUCCACUCUGCUUAGCUGAACACAAACCAAACCAAGACAGAAGACUUGAUGAUGACUUUGAAACUUUCAAAAAGUUUAAUCGUUCCCUAAUAUCUCACUGCGAAAAGGGAGACCCUGGAAUUUUAGAAUUCACUCCAAAUACCUCCUGGCCAGAUAUCGUUUACUACAACUCCUUCACUCAAGCAAACAUGGGCUGGAAAAUACAUAUCGUCGAUAGCUUUAAUCAAAGACAAAGUUCACCAAGCGAAAAAUUAGUGUUAAAUAAUUUUUUAUAUUUUGCUUCUAUGUAUUUAAUUGUUAAACAAUUAAGUCAAAUAUUUAUUUAAAAUGUCAUCUGCUAAAUUUCCGGCAAUUUUGAUCUUUUAUAUAUAAAUGCUAAUCAAAAUACCUGAAAAA